GCUUAACACUUCUUUUGAGAUUGAAAAGGAAGUAAGGAAAGAGAGUAUUAUUAAAAGCAAAUUAUAGAGGAAGGAAAAUUUUAAACCGCGUAAAAACAAUAUUAGUUGGAUAUUAUUACCUAUGAUUAGUAAUAAUUCUUUCAAGAGAGACUAAUACAACAAGGUGAUACAUAUUAAAAUUUGAUAUUAAGUUUGGUUCUAAUCCUAAGCUGAUUAGGCCUUUAGUUUUAUCCUCUUUCUUUUUUUUUUUUCUGAAUGUUUACAUGGAUCAAGGGGUUAUUUGAUGUGUAAAAAAAAAGGGGGGGCUAUUUGAUUUUUUAUAUAAUUGCAAAUUAUUUAGAAAAACUAGUAAAACUUGGGGUUCCUAAUAAUAAUAUAUACUUUGUUAAAGUUCCUCAUCAAAACAUGACAUGGAAAUCAUUUAAUUAAAGAUUCUAAUCCGUCAAUUUGCAAAAUUAUUUAUACAAUUAAAUGCUGUGCUUUUUGUGGUCUAGUAGAUCUUACAAUGCCCAGAAUUAAAAGAAAAUAUAAUAUUACCAUGUUGCAACAUUUCUUUUUGUUUUUGUUUUUUUUUUUUUUUUAUCUUUUCCAAAUUUCGAUACGUUUGACUAAGACUUUUUGGUAGCUAACAUUUCACCUACUCAAUUGUGAAUCAUAUGUAUGCACUACAUAAGAUAAUCAUUUGAAAUAUUCAGGAAGAACAUCAAUUUCAUCAAUCACAUUAUUUUGGAGAGAGUAAAUAAUUAGCAAGUUUAUAUAAAUAUUGCUAUUCACCUAACAAGCCAACUAAGAUACCAGUUUUCUAUUUCUGAAACCAAACUUGAUACACAACUUUUUAAUUUUUAUUUCAGAAGCUUCAAACAUAUCUUAAUUUUCUUAGACUAUUUUCUGUUUUUUUUUUUUAAGUCAAUGUACUGCACAAACUACAAUGUGUUUAUUAUACAAUAUGCAUGCAUUUGAUUUACAUAAGUUUGGCAUGUCACCAUUAUUAGCAAUGGCUUUAAUAUCUGUGCUUGGUAGGUGUAUUUUAAGUAAUGAAGAAAAAAAAAACUACAUGUUCUUCACGUAGCAUAACAUUUGCUUAGUUUUCUUAGUAGUUUAAUACCAAUUAUUAUUUAAGAAACUAAGCUCUUAUAUAUAUAUGUAAAAUAUGUUUCAUGAACUUCCCUAGUUAAUUACACCAUGUGACAAGGACAUGUUCACUGCAAAAAUAUUCUCUCUUAAAAAGUCACAAGUCAAUAAGACAUUAAUGAUCACUUUUGUGGAUCUUUUCUCAUCCACAUCUUAACAUGCACAUCUAGAAUGUCAACUCUACUUAUCCAAGAGAACUUAUUUUAAACCCCCCCAAAUUUGAAUUCAAAUGUCUUAAUCCACCAACUAUAAGAACAUCAAUUACAUCAAAGAAGUUCACUUCUCCAUUUCCUUCUUCAAAAAUUUUGUUUCAGAAAAUCUAAACCACUUCUCCUCUUUCUGUUUUGGCCUCUCCUCUGCUGCCCCUUCGAUUGCGAUGGCGAGAAUGGCAAAUGCUUUCCUUGCUUUGAUGACGAUGGCCGCAAUCGUCGAGGUAGGAAUCUGCGCUGAUCACAUCAUCGGAGCACCGGGCGGCUCAUGGGAUCUUCAGACCAAUUUCUCAAAAUGGGCUUCCUCUCAAAAAUUCCUCGCUGGCGAUAACCUCAUAUUUGUGUAUGGGUCAACUCAUAGUGUUCUUGAGGUAACAAAGGGAGACUAUGACACAUGCACAACCACCAAUCCAUUAUCUUCAGACAACAGUGGCAACACGAGUAUCGCGCUGACGGCUUCGGGCACCCGGUACUUCAUCUGUGGGACACCCAUGCACUGCUCCAGCGGCAUGAAGAUCGCGAUUCGCAUCUCGUCUCCGAGCUCGCCGCCCCCCGUGCUUUCUCCCCCUGCCCCCACGUCGCCCUCUUCGGUCUCAUCUCCGCCCCCCGUGGCCUCUCCUCCUCCCCCGCAGAAAUCUGCGGCCUCCGCUUACGAUCUUCGCGUGCAAAUUGCCGUUGCAUUCGGGCUCGGUCUCGCAGUUCUGAUGCUUGUGGCCCUCUGAUUCAUGCCUGUCUCUUUUUCUUUUUUUUUCGGAAGUUCUGCUGUUAUUUCGCUGCUGCGCUUUUGUUUUGCUUUCUUGCAUAUGUGACAGACAUGAGGUGAGAUAAGAGUGGAAUUUAAGUUGCGCAUUUGUUUUCGAUGUUUAUUUUUCUCCGAUUGGAAGUUUAUGGAAACAAUUGCUGUGAAAUUCUCUGCACCAUUGAAUUUCUCGAUUGCGGGUAUUUCGCUUCUUA
This is a messenger RNA of Ananas comosus (pineapple), 2294 nucleotides long. RefSeq names its product uclacyanin 1-like. Bases 1508 to 2062 code for a protein of 184 amino acids. The transcript is spliced from 2 exons. The record is from RefSeq and is a predicted model, not a curated record. NCBI's taxonomy places the organism in Eukaryota, Viridiplantae, Streptophyta, Magnoliopsida, Poales, Bromeliaceae. Gene Ontology annotation, cellular component: plasma membrane. Gene Ontology annotation, molecular function: electron transfer activity.